This is a messenger RNA of Fusarium poae, 1878 nucleotides long. RefSeq lists its product as uncharacterized. The transcript is spliced from 3 exons. Gene Ontology annotation, molecular function: transmembrane transporter activity. Bases 1 to 1878 code for a protein of 625 amino acids. The record is from RefSeq and is a predicted model, not a curated record. Lineage: Eukaryota; Fungi; Ascomycota; Sordariomycetes; Hypocreales; Nectriaceae. Gene Ontology annotation, biological process: transmembrane transport.
AUGAAGGCUACGUUUUUCAUCUCCAUUAUCGCCGCCACUGUUACUCUAGUCAAUGCAGACCCCGUUGGUGACUCGUUGGCCAACCCUGCAUGCCCACCCGCCCCCGAUUCUUGCGCAGAUAUCAUAGAGAUGAGUAGUGAAUGCUACGAGCUCAAUGGCGGAGAUGUUGAGUGCUCUGAAGAAAAGUCCAUCUGCGAAUGUCCAGAAGGCUGUCACUUAGUCGAAGCUCAGGACCCAGCGAUGUAUCCUAGUGGAGCCUGUUCCAUCAACUUAAUCUACUUUGCCCAAGUAGCCAAUGUUGUCGGCUCAGGAGCUCUGACGCGGGAUAUUGCAGCUACAGUGGGUGACUCCUCCGAUUCAGUUUGGUACACGCAGACCAUAGCAAUCUUCACGGCUAUACUUGGCAUUCCCAUCAGCCAAGCCGCCGACCUUUGGGGCCGCAAGAUAUUCCUUGUCGCAUUGACUGCCUUCGGCUUCAUCGGUUCUCUCAUCAUAGCCGGUGCCAAUUCCCCAUGUUUGGCCAUCACUGGUUUUGCAGUCACAGGUAUAUCCUACGGCGCUCAGCCUCUGCUCCACGCGGUGGCGUCAGAGGUCUUUGCGAGGAAGUAUCGUCCUUGGGCUCAAUGUAGCGUAAAUGUUGCUGCUUCACUUGGGGCGAUCAUGGGAUUGUUGGUUGGUGGUGCGGUAACCAGAAAUGAGAAUCAUGUUGGGUUUCGCUCAUAUUGGUAUAUGGUAGCUGGCAUGUACGCCUUUGCCACGAUCUCGGUACAGCUACUAUACUCACCUCCCCCAAGAACGUUGCAGCUUGUUUGCAGCUUCCAUGAUAAGCUACGUCGCUUGGACUGGCUUGGUUAUGGCUUCUUGACACCUGCUCUCGUCCUCUUUUGCAUGUCCCUCGCAUGGCUUCAGAAUCCGUACUCAUGGACUGAUGCUCACGUUAUGGUCACAUUUAUCAUUGGUAUCUGCCUUGUCUUGGGUUUGAUAGCCUACGAGACGUCGGUAAAAAGAGACGGCAUGUUUCACCAUCGUCUUUUCCAGAACCGAAACUUCCCAUUGGCUCUUGUCUGCAUUUUCGCUGAAGGUAUGGUUUUCUUCUGUGCCAACGACUACUUCGCAUUUCAGGUCAGUAUACUCUUCUCACAAGACAGUCUGAUCACUGGCGUACAUUACUCCGUUGCCUUUGCGGCUCUUGGCAUCUCUGCAAUCGUCUCAGGUCUCUGGUGCUCAAAGACGAAGGCUGUGCGUAUACCAACGACUGUUGCCUUUUCGUCUUUUGUGGUAUUUGAUAUCUUGAUGGCAACCAUAUCUCAAGAAACUACCACUGGCCAGAUCUGGGUCUUUCCCAUCUUUUUAGGGUUCGGACUCGGUAUAUGUUUACCCUCUCUUGUCACAGCAGCCCAUUUCGCAGCGCCGCCAGAAUUAGUCGCCAUCGCUUCAGGUCUCAUGAUCUCUUUGAGGAGUUUAGGAGGUUCAGUUGGUCUUGCAGUCUACAAUGCCGUCUUCCAUCACGGGUUCUCAUCCAGUGUUGGUCCCAAAAUUGCCGACGCCGUUUUGCCACUUGGAUUUCCAAACAAGAACCUCCCUCAACUUAUCUCUGCAUUUGUCAGCCAUAAUGACACGGCAAUAAAAGAAAUCCCCGAAAUCUCGCCCGAGAUUAUAGAAGCUGGGAGAGAAGGUCUCCUUGAAGCUUUCAGAAUUGGCUUUCGAGGUGUGUGGAUCACUACAGCCUGUCUAUCAGUGUUUGCAGGCAUUGCCGCAAUCCUUCUUCGCGAUCCAAGAGAGAACUUCACUGCUCAUGUCGACGCACCAAUUGUUGCGAUUACAGAGACUGAAGAAGAAACGCAAGGGUCCACCGUCACUCUGGCUAGAAUGUCAUGA